CUCAACCUUGUCGACUACCACCACCAAGCACGCAGUAUUCCUGCCCUUCAAGACGCGCUUUUAGCACGCACAAGGAACAGCAUACGACAUUUACCAAGUAACAACGACCUUCUGGAGUAUCUUGGAGAUCGAUGCGUCAAUCUCGUCAUAGCGUUAUUUAUCGACAAUGUUCGUUUGAACAGGAACCACCACAUGGUCGUGCGGCGUGUUCUAUGCAAUAAUGAUACGUUUGGCCGUCUCGCUUUCUACCUUCGUCUCGACCAGCAUGCCAAGCUUAACUCUCAAGACGCGCGCGAAUUAGACAAAUGGAAUCCGCAGUCAAGCCAUCGUCCACCUAAAGCUCUGGCCGAUCUUUUUGAAUCAUAUGCUGGUGCCGUUUACACUCAAUAUGGAUGGAAGAGACUCGAACAAUGGCUACGCCCACUCUUCGACCCCAUCAUCAAGGCCGCGACCAAAGACUUUUGGGAUAAAGACUUGUUCCAUGACGCGCGCGGCAGACGCAUGAAAUCUGGACGAAAACCCGAACCAUCCGUACAAAGUAAGUUUCUAGAUUAUCUAGAGUACAAACAAGACUUCCUGCUCGACAAGAUCAAUCAAGCUGUGGAGAUGCUACCAGCCUCGACCCAGUUCACCUUUGCCGCCGACGGUUUGUUGGAAGAACCGCAUUGCGACGACAUUGAGAUCGCAAUACAACUUCUCGAUAUGUGUAUCUGCAAGGUUUUUAUUACGACUUGGCCAGAAUAUCACUGCGCUACCUCAAGGGCAUCUCAUCUCACGUCUGUGAGGAUUAAACAUCCAUUCUCCUCAAAUUUCUAUCACUCAUCGUUGUGA
Molecule: messenger RNA, 831 nt
Organism: Heterobasidion irregulare TC 32-1
Lineage: Eukaryota; Fungi; Basidiomycota; Agaricomycetes; Russulales; Bondarzewiaceae
Product: ribonuclease III
Exons: 2
Biological process (GO): RNA processing
Molecular function (GO): ribonuclease III activity
Source: RefSeq, a predicted model, not a curated record